AUGGCAGAUUCUGCACCCGAAAAACCAUUCCCUCGCAAAUUAUCAGGUUACGAUUUCUAUCGGGACGUUCUCGGCAGUCCGAAAUACGUCGUCGCACCGAUGGUCGAUCAGAGUGAACUGGCGUGGAGAAUUCUGUCUCGUCGAUAUGGUGCUCAGCUCGUCUACACUCCUAUGAUCAACGCCAAAAUAUUCGCUUUGAACCCCUCUCAAAAACACCGCGACAAAUUUUUCGACAUCUCGCACGCAGAAGAAGGUGGUCCCUCUGAUCGUCCACUUAUCGUCCAGUUUUGUGCCAACGACCCCGACCAACUGCUCGCAUCCGCACAGGCGAUUCAAGAUCACUGUGAUGCUGUCGAUCUGAAUCUAGGAUGUCCACAGGAGAUCGCGAGGUCCGGCCACUAUGGCUCAUUUUUGCAAGAUGAGUGGGACUUGAUCCAUAAGUUAGUCAACACACUCCACACCCACCUCAAAGUUCCCGUGACAGCCAAGUUCCGGGUUUUUCCUUCAACCGAAAAAACCGUCGCCUACGCACGGAUGCUUGAAAACGCGGGCGCCCAAAUCCUUACAUGUCAUGGUCGCAUCCGUGAACAGCGUGGUCAUAAUACCGGUCUUGCAGAUUGGUGCAAAAUUCGUGCUGUGAAAGAGGCGGUGUCAGUUCCCGUAUUCGCGAAUGGAAACAUCUCGUAUUGGGAGGAUGUUCAGAGGUGCUUGGAAGAAACAGGUGCGGAUGCGGUGAUGUCUGCUGAGGGCCAACUGUAUAACCCUGCGUUAUUCGCACCUGCUGCGUCCGGUACUGCUACUAGCACCCCGACGAAAGGGACGUGCGGAGAGGGGAUCUACGCACCCCAUGCGAAGUUGGCGUUGGAGUAUUUGGGCAUUGUCAAGAGUCUCAAGACGAAGACGGCGUUGAGUGCUGUCAAGGGACACCUGUUCAAAUUAAUGCGACCCGCUUUGAGUCGAGAAAGAGACCUACGAGAGCGGCUGAGUAAAAUUGGUGGACCAGAUGCUAUAGAUCAGUAUAUCGAAGUCGUAGAGGAGAUGAGGGAGCGGAUGGAGCGUGAUGAAGUGGAGUCAACGGGAAAGACUGACGAACUUAUAACGAUUGAACCUACAGUAGGGCUCAGAGCACUCCCCCACUGGCUCGCGCAACCCUACUUCCGCCCAUUGCCUCACACGCAUCAGGUAGAUCCCAAAGGUAAGCUCGUUUGCUGCCCCCUCUUCAUACUGCACUGA
Messenger RNA from Pisolithus orientalis, 1233 nucleotides. RefSeq names its product dihydrouridine synthase-domain-containing protein. Gene Ontology annotation, molecular function: flavin adenine dinucleotide binding; tRNA dihydrouridine synthase activity. NCBI's taxonomy places the organism in Eukaryota, Fungi, Basidiomycota, Agaricomycetes, Boletales, Pisolithaceae. The record is from RefSeq and is a predicted model, not a curated record. The transcript is spliced from 6 exons. The coding region runs from base 1 to 1233 and encodes 410 amino acids. Gene Ontology annotation, biological process: tRNA processing.